Australozyma saopauloensis is the source of this 2322-nucleotide messenger RNA. RefSeq names its product serine/threonine protein kinase. Gene Ontology annotation, biological process: intracellular signal transduction; protein phosphorylation. Bases 1 to 2322 code for a protein of 773 amino acids. Gene Ontology annotation, cellular component: cytoplasm. The record is from RefSeq and is a predicted model, not a curated record. Lineage: Eukaryota; Fungi; Ascomycota; Pichiomycetes; Serinales; Metschnikowiaceae. Gene Ontology annotation, molecular function: protein serine/threonine kinase activity; ATP binding. The transcript has a single exon.
AUGGAUCUCCUGACGCUAUCUAUCGACGUCGAUAAGUCUUCAGGACACAAGGUGGUUAAUCUGCGGUAUGAGCUUCUUCUGAGCAUCGGGCAGGGCCAGUUCGGCAAGGUCAUUCUUGCGCGAGACAAAAGCGUCGAUCCGGCGAAGUACUAUGCGAUCAAAACGAUCAAUAGAAUCGAUACUUCACGUUUGAUCACGAAAACGUACCUAAGUCAUACCACAAAGAUCAAGCGUGAGAUCCGCAUCAUGAAGCAGUGCGACCAUCCCAACGUCGUCAAGUUGUACCAGGUCAUCGACGAUAUGAAGUUCGAUAAGAUCCUCUUGGUGCUAGAGUAUUGUCAGUAUGGAGAGAUCGACUGGAAGAAAUACAACCAUUAUCACGAAAAGUACUUCAAAGACGCCGGCAAGUCGCUCCCGCUCAAUAAGAUCUUGCGCGAUGUGCUCAAUGGGCUCGAGUACUUGCACACGUUCAAACACAUAAUCCAUAGAGACCUUAAGCCGUCCAACCUCCUAAUAAGCCGCGACCGCACGAUCAAAAUCUCCGACUUUGGCGUGUCGCUCAUUCUAGAAAAUAAUGCCAAUGACGAUAAGGAGCUCGGGAAAACCAUGGGCACGCCUGCGUUCUUUGCGCCCGAACUAUGUCAGUUUGUGAACAAGCGCUUGCUGAUGCUCAACGAUAACGACUUGAUCCAGAGCAAAAUCGACGCUCGCAUUGACAUCUGGUCGUUGGGCGUGAUUCUUUUCUGCUUGUUUUUCCACCAGUUGCCGUUUGAGGGACACAACGAGUUCAGUCUCUUCAAGAACAUCGUCAACGGACCGCUUCGUUUCCCGCGCACAAUCGAAAGCGCAAAGGCUCGCGAGCAGGAUUCAAAGGAGGCCGAGUUGCUAAAAAAUCUAAUCGAAAAGCUCUUGUCUAAGGACCCCAACCAACGACCGACCAUCCAGGAGAUCAAGGCGCACCCGUUCACGACGUUUGGGCUCAGCAGACAAGAAAUCGACAAAUACAACAAAAUCAACCAACAGAUAUUUAAGGCGCAGGGCGGAGUUGAAAUCGAUAACAGUCUCACGGGAAGGCUACGGCGCUUAUUUAUUGGUAAAACUUACGAAAAUGCAUGGGGUGCACCCCCACCACUGGCGUCCGUUCCUCAAGCUGAACUCGAGGUAGAGCAGGACCCAGAAUUAGUUUACAAAGAUCUCGAGAAAGUGGACGAUCUACUAGACUCCUAUCUAGACGAUUCCAGCUCGAUGGGCUCUCUUGAAGAUGAGGUCACAACGCAACCAGUGGAUACGUCAAACUUACUUUCCUCAAUUGACAAAAUGUCCAUUGGAGAAGAGUCUUCAGCCAGCAAGCACCUGGAACUCGUCGUUGGCUCGUUCGACUCCAGACAAGGGUCCUCUAAACCUGAGUCUAGUGAGCCAUACAAACUCGUCGAAUCCGGCUCCAAACGGUCGUUCAAGAGCUCGCUUAGUCCUCGGAAGCAGGACGCCAACUCCAUUAAAAGCGUCAGUCCAACGAAGUUGCGUAGCAAUGCUCUUGGCGGAACAAGAUCCAAGUCCAGUUCGGUUUCCUCGAAGCUCAACGUUCCACCUCCACUACAGCUCAGCGAAUCCAAUUUGUACUCGUCCAAACGAGGCUCGUUCUCGUCAGAUACACGCAAAAAUUCUAGCUCAGGGUUUCACACACCAAUUAGUGGUGGUGCGGCUGUGACCAUUGGCGCUGGGUCUCCUCUGUCCAUCAAGUCGAUGUUCAGUCCGUCAAGGAGGUUCUUCUCCAGACUCAAGAAGGAGAAAAAGCCAACGAUAGGAUCUUUGGCAUCGGUUAAUCACAGCGAAGGGUAUGGCGACUUCGAACCUCCGCCAGGGGUAGGCGGCGUCCCACGAACUACGCUCAGCCGCCGCGGACUGACAACCAGUGUCGACUCUGGCCCAAUCAAGGGAAGAAAGAACUCCAUGAGCUCAAUGGGUCUGAACAUGCUCCUGAAACUCUCCAGCUCCAGCUCAUCUCUCAAUCUACACGCAUACCUAAUGGACGAUAGUGGAGGACUAGCAGGAGCAAGCACACCCACCGGAUCAGCGCAUUCUAGCGAAAGAAUCAACUUUGGCGAGGACGUGUUUGACCGGAAGUUCAUACUGACUACUGUGGGCACGAAUCCCGUUGCUGGCAACACGAGCCUGAGCCUAGACUACCGCCGGAACGAAGCGGAGGCCUUCAGUUUCAACGACACAUAUACACACACAAACACCUCCAGUGACUACAACGAGGAUGCAGAUCGGACCUUCUCCAUGGACGAGUAUCUCGAGCAGCUCUCGGCUCGACGGUGA